UAACUAACUUCCUAAGCUCUCUGCAAAAUUAAAUAUGGCAAAGAACUCAAUGAGUAGCAGCAAGAACCAGGAGAAGAAGAAAGGAAACAGAAUGUGUGAGAAGAUUUUCAGAGCAGUGACGAGUCCUGUCCGAACCGUUCGCCGCAUCUCUGCACCGAACCACCAGCACCAAGAAGAGGCAGCUGUCCGCGUCAAGUUCUCUGAGACGACAGCCAAACCCAUUACAAAGAUGGAGCAGCCGAAGAAGAAGACGCUGAUCACUCGAGUGGAGACGACGCUGAAACCUGACGAGACGUUCACUGACUAUAUAAUGAAAGCUAAGCUGAAGAUAAGGGCAACGACGGGGGACGAUGAUCAUGUGUCGAAUGCAGGUGAAACAGAGACACGUGAUCAUCAUCAUCACCGUGUAUCGAGAGAGAGUAGCAGUGGGAGAUCAUCAGAUCGUUUCUCUGAGUACAUAAACAAGGCGAAGAUGAAGCUCAAGCUUAGAUCAUCUUCCACCGUCGUUCGUGCGGACACAACUCACGAUUCUUGGUGA
Messenger RNA from Eruca vesicaria subsp. sativa (arugula), 538 nucleotides. NCBI's taxonomy places the organism in Eukaryota, Viridiplantae, Streptophyta, Magnoliopsida, Brassicales, Brassicaceae. The record is from the annotation of a GenBank genome assembly.